Cynoglossus semilaevis (tongue sole) is the source of this 1704-nucleotide messenger RNA. RefSeq names its product G patch domain and KOW motifs (gene gpkow). Gene Ontology annotation, biological process: mRNA splicing, via spliceosome. Gene Ontology annotation, molecular function: nucleic acid binding. The record is from RefSeq and is a predicted model, not a curated record. The transcript has 11 exons. Gene Ontology annotation, cellular component: spliceosomal complex. NCBI's taxonomy places the organism in Eukaryota, Metazoa, Chordata, Actinopteri, Pleuronectiformes, Cynoglossidae.
AACUACCAGAAUGCCUUUCUUCUGAACUUGAUUUCAAACAAACAUGGCGUCGCACACAGAAGACAUCGAUGCCGAACCAGAAGACAAAAAAGCAGCCGCAGUGUCGUUUAGCUUCACUAAAACAGUCAAUAAAUUUAAACCUACCACCGGUGACGCUUUGAAUAAAAACGAAGACAAAGAUUAUUUGACAGGGAUCGCUGGAAAAGAAUUACAGAGUACAAAACCGUCAGAGAAGCCCAAAGAACUCAUCAUCCCUCUCAUCCAGAAGAACCGAUGGCAGAAGAUAGAGCGAACGGACAAGAGUGAGGGCAAAGGCGGAAAACGUGAGGAGACGAUAGGAGAGCAGGACUCUGUUGAGUCUCAGGCUGUCAAGGAGCUCAUAGAAGAUACACGGAGGCAGCUGGAGGAGUGGCAGAAUGGCCCCCAGACACAAAUUGACCCGAAUCUUUCCAUCCCUUUAUUGAUGCAAAACAAGGCACCUGAAGGCUUUGAGGAUGGAGAGCUCAUCAAAGUGGAUCUACGGCCUGAAUCUUCGACAGAGGCAGAUUAUGAGAGUAUUCCUGUGGAGGCGUAUGGACUCGCUAUGCUGAAGGGAAUGGGCUGGAAGAAAAGUGAAGGCAUCGGACGAACCUUCAAACAAGAUGUGAAGCCAAUUGAACACCAGCUGCGUCCAAAGGGUUUGGGUCUUGGAGCGAACCGCUCGGCAAUUAAGGACCUGGAGCCCACCAAACAUAAGCGACCGCCCAAACCAGGAGAACAGCGAGAGAAGGAAUUAGUCCUGGGCCCAGGAGGGUUUGUUCUGGUGGAGUCGGGGGUUCAUAAGGAUCUGUACGGACAGAUCGAAGGCCUCGAUCCAGACAACGCUCGUGUUGUGGUGAAGCUGGCCAUCGGUGGAAAGACUAUAACUAUCAGCCAGUACUGUAUGAAACUGGUCGAACGCGGGGAAUACGAGAAGUACAGCAAAGACCUCAGUCGACUCAGUAAAGCUCACAAAGACAAGGAAAGGCAACAAGAGAAGGCGAAGCAGAAGGAGAAGGAGAAGGAACGCGAAAAGGAGAAACAGAGACAGGAGGAGAAAGAGAGGCGGAGUGACGGAGCAAAACACAGGUCGUCGGAUAAAGACGACAGGAAGAGGAAACAUCGAGAAUCCAGUCAGGACAGGUAGAGAAGCCCUCCAAUAAAAGAAGCCAGGAAGACUCCAGCCCCGCCCUGCUGGCUACAGAGGGAUUUAAAAGUUCGUUUUAUAGAUAGAACUUUUAAAGGGGGCCGAUACUACAACUCAAAGAUGUGUGUAGAGGACGUUCUGACACCAUCUGUCUGUGUGUGUCGCACCGAAGAGGGAAGACUCCUGGACGAUGUGAAGCAGGAUAUGCUGGAAACCAUUGUCCCUAAAGGUGAAUCUGACUCUGUGAUGGUUGUGCUGGGUGAACACAGAGGUCAGAUCGGCCAUAUUCUUCAACGGGACAAGAACAAGUGCAAAGCGAUAGUUCAGCUUCAUCGAUACGAGAAGGUGUUUGCGCUGGACUACGACUCCAUAUGUCACUACGUGGGAGCAGCUGAACAUUAACGUGUUCUCCUAUUUAUCAUCAGUUGUUUUUUAUCAUCAUGUGGCAAUGUGUAUUUUUUGUAGUAUUCAUGAACUGUCAAAGAAGAUUAUGGUUUUAAUUUUAUGAGAAAUUUGUAAUAAAACAUGCAUCUAAGGAC